Protopolystoma xenopodis is the source of this 315-nucleotide messenger RNA. NCBI's taxonomy places the organism in Eukaryota, Metazoa, Platyhelminthes, Monogenea, Polystomatidea, Polystomatidae. The record is from the annotation of a GenBank genome assembly.
AUGAUGUUACCUCGCUCUGAUGAUUUCCGUCAUAUGAUGGACAAAAGCUCAGCACGUGUUCACCGGAAUCGAAGGAAAUUGCCUCGGAAACAGCGUCAGCAUGAAUUUUCCAGUAAAGACAAUCGACAGCUGGUCAAGAGAAAUUCGCCGUCGUCUUCUGGUGGAACCGACCUUCGAAUCACUUUACCCAACACUUCUACUCGAAAUGGAAGUAAUCCCAACAAUUUUGAAACAAGAGAUUCCUCGAACCCCAACUUUUCUUCCUUUCGUGAUUCCGAAAAUCCGUUUUUUAUCCUACUGGUUGACCGGUUUUAG